UCAUGUACCAGUUCCUCAAAGAGGAAAAGAGCUGAAGGGGCCAACUCCAAUGUAUUCUCUAUGUUUGAGCAGGCGCAAAUCCAGGAGUUCAAAGAGGCCUUCACCAUCAUGGAUCAGAACAGAGACGGGUUCAUCGACAAGAACGACCUGCGAGACACAUUUGCAGCACUGGGCCGGCUGAACGUGAAACAGGAGGAGAUUGAUGAGAUGCUGAAGGAAGCCCCAGGACCAAUCAACUUCACCGUUUUUCUCACCAUGUUCGGAGAGAAGCUUAAGGGUGCCGAUCCAGAGGAGACUAUCCUCAACGCCUUUAAAGUUUUUGACCCUGAGGGAAAAGGGACCUUGAAGAAGGAUUUUGUUACUGAGAUGCUAACAACCCAAGCAGACAGAUUUUCUCGAGAAGAGAUGGAGCAGAUGUUCACGGCUUUCCCACCAGACGUAGCUGGAAACCUGGACUACAAGAACCUGGUCUAUAUCAUCACGCAUGGGGAGGAGAAGGAUCAGGAGUGA
Molecule: messenger RNA, 510 nt
Organism: Chanos chanos (milkfish)
Lineage: Eukaryota; Metazoa; Chordata; Actinopteri; Gonorynchiformes; Chanidae
Gene: myl2b
Product: myosin, light chain 2b, regulatory, cardiac, slow
Exons: 7
Coding region: 61-510 (149 amino acids)
Molecular function (GO): calcium ion binding
Source: RefSeq, a predicted model, not a curated record